CGGCGCGCGCCGAUGCCGUUCCCCGCCCGCACCGCCCCGGCCGCGCUCCCCCCCCCGCCGCAGCCGUUGCCGCCGCCGCCCCGGUCCCCUCAUGGCGCUGAAGCGGAUACAGAAAGAGCUAAGUGACCUGCAGCGAGACCCACCGGCCCACUGUUCUGCCGGACCUGUUGGAGAUGACUUGUUUCAUUGGCAAGCAACUAUUAUGGGACCUCCUGAUAGUGCAUAUCAAGGGGGAGUAUUUUUUCUCACAGUACACUUUCCAACAGACUAUCCUUUCAAACCACCAAAGAUUGCUUUUACAACAAAAAUAUAUCAUCCAAACAUAAACAGUAAUGGGAGUAUUUGUCUUGAUAUCCUGAGGUCUCAGUGGUCACCAGCUCUGACUGUAUCUAAAGUUUUAUUGUCCAUAUGCUCCUUACUUUGUGAUCCUAAUCCAGAUGAUCCUUUAGUACCGGAUAUUGCACAGAUCUACAAGUCAGACAAGGAAAAAUACAACAGACACGCAAGAGAAUGGACUCAGAAAUAUGCAAUGUAAACUUGUGAAGACUUUUUCAUAUACCACAGAGUACUGUAAAUUCUAGUUUUUUUUUCAAACUUAGAAGGAAAUGGAGCACAGUUUACUGUUUCAAUGUACCAUAAUGCCCCUUGAAUUUUUUAUUUUUUCACCCAUGUAAGUGUGUUUCUGGAGCAAGGGAAAACAAACUUCCAAAAGUAACCUUAGGACUGUGAUAAGAAUAUUUAUCCUCUUUGUAUGCUUUGCAGAAGACAUUUAUUAUGGUUUUUAAGAGUUGGACAUCUGCAUCUUCAAACUGUAAGAUCCAUAAUGCAGUUGUAAAGCAACCAAAUUAUUUUUGCUGGAAAAAAGUAGCUGUUUUUACGUGAUAAAUACUGUAUGUGUGUCCUUAAGAUAUGUUGUCCGUUUCAUAAGUGUGUUCAAAUUUCAUUUUGUUAGUUCACUUAUAUAAUAUGUAUUUUUAUUGUAUAGACUAAAUAUAUUUUAUUUGCCAUGUAAGUCAUUUCAUUUUAGACUUACUUUCUUGUGCACAGUAUUGACAAGAUACAACUGCUAGUAAUGAAAAUAAUUGGGAUAUCCUGCCCGUUAGGAUGUCCUAAUGACUGACUGCAGAUUUCUUAAAACCUAGAAUGAUCUUUGCACUGUAAUUCUUUGUACGCUGAUUAUGGAGAAACACUUGUUUUUGAUUCUGUUGCAUACUUGACUUAAUUUUAUUGCAAUGUGAACUAAUUGCACUGCUAUGUAGAAAGAUAUGUAACCUUUUUGUUGCUAUUCACAACUGAUUUUUGACAUGUGGGCAACAUAACACUCAGACCUUUUACAAAUCUAAAUGUAGCCUUUUCCAUAUAAAUAAAAUGCAUUUUCUACUA
This is a messenger RNA of Cygnus atratus (black swan), 1383 nucleotides long. It is a transcript of the gene UBE2D1, whose product is annotated as ubiquitin conjugating enzyme E2 D1. Gene Ontology annotation, cellular component: nucleus. The record is from RefSeq and is a predicted model, not a curated record. Gene Ontology annotation, molecular function: ubiquitin conjugating enzyme activity. Lineage: Eukaryota; Metazoa; Chordata; Aves; Anseriformes; Anatidae. Gene Ontology annotation, biological process: ubiquitin-dependent protein catabolic process; protein polyubiquitination. The transcript has 7 exons. The coding region runs from base 92 to 535 and encodes 147 amino acids.